AGCGGCCAGACGGGCUCCGCUGGGGGACUUUCGGCUGCCGGAGGCGGGGAAGGGGCGGCUGCAGCGGACCCGGAAGUGGUUGCGCCCAUCGGGGGCGGUGGGAGCGCGCCGUGCGGGUUGGUGGGUGGGGGAAGGAGAGGAAGAGGAGGGGGCGGCGGCGGCGGCUGGACGGAUCUGCGCGGGGACGGCGCGCGAGCCGGGAAGAGGCGCGAAGGAGGCGGCAAGGCGAGAGCAGCGCGGCUCGGGAUGCAUUCGGACUGCCGGCUGCUGCGCCCGAGACGCGGGGUAUGGUGAGCAGCCCGGAGCGCCCGCUCCCCCGGGGGACCCGGCCGGCGCUGGCCUCCCUCCUCCUCCUCCUGUUGCUGCUCAGGCGGGACGCAGCGGCGCAGAAAGGUGAUGGAUGUGGACAUACCGUUUUAGGUCCUGAAAGUGGGACCUUUACAUCUAUUAACUACCCGCACGCCUAUCCCAAUAGCACUGUGUGUGAAUGGGAGAUUCGAGUAAAGCCUGAGCAGAGAGUGCAGCUCAAAUUUGGGGAUUUCGAUAUUGACGAUUCAGAUUCUUGCCAUUUUAAUUACGUGAGAGUUUAUAAUGGAAUUGGACCCACAAGGACAGAAAUAGGAAAAUACUGUGGUUUAGGCUUACAGAUGGAGAAUUUAAAUGAAUCAAAGGGUAAUGAAGUUACAGUACAAUUCAUGAGUGGCAUACACUUCUAUGGACAUGGAUUUCUUGCAUCCUAUUCAACCACCGACAAAACAGAUUUAAUAACGUGUUUAGACACUGCAAGUCAGUUUUCUGAGCCAGAGUUCAGUAAAUAUUGCCCAGCUGGAUGUGUGCUUCCUUUUACUGAUGUUUUUGGGACUGUUCCUCACGGCUACAGAGAUUCUUCCUCCAUUUGCAUGGCUGGGGUGCAUGCAGGAGUGGUGUCCAACGUCCUCGGAGGUCAGAUCAAUGUCGUAAUCAGCAAAGGCAUUCCAUACUAUGAAAGUUCUCUGGCUAACAAUGUCACUUCAAAAGCAGGAGCACUGUCUUCAGGUCUCUUCACUUUCAAAACUAGUGGUUGCUACGGGACACUGGGAAUGGAGUCUGGAGUCAUUGCUGAUUCGCAGAUUAAUGCAUCGUCAUUUCUAGAAUGGCCUGAGCAAGUGGGGCAGCCCAGCACCUGGAGGCCAGAAAGAGCCAGGUUGAAAAGGCCUGGACACUCUUGGGCAGCUUUUACCAAUGAUGAGUAUCAGUGGUUGCAAAUAGACCUAAACAAAGAGCAACGCAUAACAGGUAUAAUAACUACUGGAUCCACCUUAGCAGAGUACCAUUAUUAUGUCUCUGCCUACAGGAUUCUGUACAGGAACGAUGGGCAGAAGUGGACAGUAUACAAAGAACCUGGUGUUGAGAGGGAUAAAGUAUUUCAAGGCAACACUGGGUAUUAUCAAGAAGUCCGCAAUAACUUCAUUCCACCCAUUAUUGCUCGUUUCGUUAGAAUAAACCCUUUGAAGUGGCACCAGAAAAUCGCAAUGAAAGUUGAACUGCUAGGAUGUCAGUUUAGUGUUGUUCGGGCUCCAAGACCUACAGUACCCCCACCACCCAGGAACAGCAAUGACUUUCCCUCGCACACUGAUAAAACCACCUUCACUCCGGAGAUCAAGAACACUACAGUAGCUCCAAGCGUAACCAAAGAUGUGGCAUUGGUAGCUGUUCUGGUUCCUGUGUUGGUCAUGGUCCUUACCACCCUCAUUUUGAUCUUAGUUUGUGCCUGGCAUUGGAGAAACAGAAAGAGAAAAUCAGAAGGAACCUAUGACAUACCAUAUUGGGAUCGUGCAGGUUGGUGGAAAGGCAUGAAGCAGUUUCUUCCUGCCAAGUCUGUAGAGCACGAGGAAACACCUGUUCGUUACAGCAGCAGUGAAGUUAGUUGCCUUAGAUCAAGAGAAGUUACAACCAUGUUACAAACCCAGACUGCAGAUUCUUCAAGUUCAAAAUUAUCAUACCAUUUCAUUCGGGACUAAAGGUAUUUCAGCUUCUAACUCCUAGUGGGAUUAUUUUUCCAAGGUUUAUAUACUUGAAACCAGUUAGUAACUUUUGUGCACAAUGAGAAUUGCUGAAAGCAUAGCUGUAUAACCUACAAGCCAGUCUCCCUUUGGCCAUGCUUUAAAUGUGUAUAUAUUUUUUACAAAGCACAUUAGGGCGACAUGAAAAGAAUGCUUUGUUUUUAUUGUAUUAUAACAGCACUGUAGUGAUGAUGUAGAACAGAUAAAUGUGAUAUCCCCCUCUAUACGCAAUAGCCCAGUUUUAUGGACUUCAUUAUGAACAUAUAGUUCAAAAGAAUAUUGGGUGUUAUCCCGUUGUGUUCGUCUGCUAGCAGCAGAUUGUCCACUUGCAGAAUGAGAUUUUCUCCCUUCCUCUCCUCCUCUGCACAGACACCAAAUCUUCUUCAGAGAGAGGGAAAGUGGCAGGGGGUUAAAGGGUAAGGAAGCCAAAAUCCACUUGAACUGUAUUGGAUACUGCCCAUUUCUAUUUUUCUUGUGGUCUGUAUUGUUGAAUGCACAAUAUAUCUCAAUGUAGCUGGCUGGAAAGGUAAAUCAUGACAAUCACAACUCUUAAAUGUAGUUAGUACUCCUUAGCCCAGCUUUCUCUAGCCUGGGGCCCCUUCGGAUGUUGAGGACCACGCUAUAGCUGGGACUGAAGCCCACAACAGCUCGAGAGCAGCAGCCUUAGUCCAAUACUUAGUUUCAACAGUAUGGCAUGCUGGUUCGCUCUUGUGCUUUGUUCCAUUUAUAUUUUGUUUAUUUAUAAAAGUGAUAACAUAACUUAUUUUUAUUCUGUAAACUACGGUACACCGAGGCUAAAUGUGUGGCCUAAGAAAACUUUCAGAAUAUGUGUAUAUGUAGACUCUAUUCUAUGGCCUAGUCUAUAAUUUCUUGCUUCGUUUGGUCCAAUGGAUAUGGGUGCAUAUCUGCCAGGUUGGAUUCAACGAAAUCUGUGUUGAAUAUAUGACACCCUAAUCGUGUCAUUGUCUAUCUCUGUUAGGGUCUCUAGACUCAGCUGUCCUACUCUUACAUAUCUACAUCUUUGAAAACCAUGCUGUAGAAAUAGCACAUUUGCAACAGAGUGAUUUCCACCUCCCGCCAUUGCCAAAAGGUGAUUCAUUUCUGGAAGUAAAAUUCAAGGGAUUAACUCUUUUAAGUUCAGAUGGUAGCACUCGUGCAGCUUGCCAGUCAAAACAUAGUUCCUUAGCUUGGUUAUAAAUGGCUAUAAAUCACUUCUUGGUUACAAAUCGGAAUCAGAAGCCCAAAUUCUUCAAAAACCUGAGAUUGCAGUUGGAUUCAGUGGCGCACAUCAAGCAAACAACUACUUGUAAACAGAAUUAAAAACUAUUACCUUUAUUUAUUGACAGUAUUUAUAAAUCACUCUUCUACAUAUGUUACAAGGCAGUGCACCAAAUGCCACAUUACGAAUAGCAAAGUAAACUAUGUCAAACUCUAAAAUUAAUGGCAGAAAAGCAACAGGAAAAUAAUCCUAGCUGAUUUUCAAAUGCCUAGUGGAAUAGAACACAACCUAGCUUUCCUAGCUACUAAAAAUUCUUCUUAGAAACGUAUUUUCUGCUCAGAUUCUAAACAGAUGGUAGCUAUCUUUAAAGGAAAACCAGGCAGCAAUCUUGUACCCACUUCCCUAGUUGUAAGCCCAGUGAACUGAAGGGGCUUAUUUCUGAUUAAACAUGUUAUAGGGGUUGCACUCUGAGUGUUUUAACUUGAAUGUUGCACCAGUUAGAGUGGCUUGGUGUAUUCGUACCACGCCAAAGUAUAGAAUUGUGUAUGUGUGAUGUUUCUUACAAAAAUUGACAAGUGUACAUACAAGAGACUACCAAAAGCCACGGUAGGGCUGUUUUUCAAAGCUGCCUGUUACUGGAAUUGUGCACAAAAGUGUAUAUGCUUAGUUUGAAGUCUUGCAGGUAUCCAAACCCACAAACCUUAGUACAAGCAAGUCCACCUCCACUGUAUGUUGCAGAUUUAAGCUUGCCAGCACAUAAAAUAUUACAACAGUAUAAAAGGAAUGGUGUGAGCAAUUGAAUGUAUCAAAAUUAAAUGGCCAAUUAGAUGAAAACAGCUUUCUUGACUUACUGCCCUGUAUUUUAGGUACUAACUUAUUGAUUCCUGAAUGUAAGACACACAGCACAGGCAAGUAUCCACACACGUGUUUUGGGGUUUAGGCUCACUGUUGGUAUUGUCUCAAGGUAUACAGAGGGGUCACUCGGUUAGUGCAGGUGAGAUGGGUGCAAAUAAGUGGCUGUUUUCCUAGAAUGUACUUCCUUACCUCAGCAUGUUCUGUAGUCACUCUGUAUAUGUUGCUAGAAUUUAGAUAAUAUGAAUAGCAAUUUUUUAAUGUAUGUGUUAAAACCUUUUAAUAAAAUGCACAAUGUGGAA
This is a messenger RNA of Podarcis raffonei (Aeolian wall lizard), 4415 nucleotides long. RefSeq names its product discoidin, CUB and LCCL domain containing 2 (gene DCBLD2). The coding region runs from base 288 to 2000 and encodes 570 amino acids. The transcript has 15 exons. The record is from RefSeq and is a predicted model, not a curated record. Lineage: Eukaryota; Metazoa; Chordata; Lepidosauria; Squamata; Lacertidae.